Molecule: messenger RNA, 2379 nt
Organism: Fonsecaea erecta
Lineage: Eukaryota; Fungi; Ascomycota; Eurotiomycetes; Chaetothyriales; Herpotrichiellaceae
Exons: 1
Coding region: 1-2379 (792 amino acids)
Source: RefSeq, a predicted model, not a curated record
AUGUUCGCUUCCACGCAAUCUCCUUUGGAUGGUGCCCCAGAAAUCUCCCAUGGUGCGCACUAUACGGCUCCUAGGUCCUGGAGCAACUUGAGGAGAUGGGGCACUCCAAAGAAUCAAUCGAAUGUCGUGCGCACACAGGAGCGGUCAAGCACCGGUUCAACCAGCGCGACACUGGCUGACAGUUACAACCACUAUCACGUCGGGACUGCGCCUUCACGACGACAUCAUCCAGCGAUUCUUUCCGUCCUCAAACAUAUCAUUGUACUUCUGGCUUUCUCUCUCCCGAUCAUCUUCUUCGCCCUCGUCAUCAAGAUUCCAAAAUGGUACGCCUUCGAGGCCGAUUACUGGCAGUCACAUGCCUUCACCCACUGCAACUUCAACGGGCUGUUCACGCCCUACGACAAGCCAUCCAUUAGUCUCUGGGAUCCUUCUGGAUUCUUCUACAUCACCGUCUCUUGGGGAAAGAUGGCCUUCUCAACGGCGAAAUUCAUCGAUAUCGUGUGGGAUAUAACCGUUGGGCGUGGGGGCCAAGCUUUCCUUGCCAUCGUCACCUUCAAGGUCUCGUCUCAGUACCUGGCCUUGGCUAUGCGCGAGGCCCCCGUCUCUUACAACACAUUCGAAUCCCUCGCCUUUGUGCCUCCAAGCUUGAUCAGGACAGGGCGCUUGGCCGCGGAUUUGUUGACGAACCGGGGCUGGCGCGCGAGGUUGAUCAUUGUUUGGAUCGUGUUGAGCUCUCUGUUUGUCCUCAGCUUCUCCAGUCUAAUCACAGCUAUGUCGGGGUACAGCAGCGACAUCACCGCGGUCAUGCCAGAUUAUGAAAACGAGUCCAUUCAGUGGUCAAAUUAUCAAGUGGUUCAGUUUGCCAUUAACGAUGCAGAACGUAUUGGACAGCCUGGGCCGAUAUAUAUUACGGUGGGAGAUGCCUGUGUUCAGCAGGGUUUUCUUGAUGACGAUGACGAUGACGAUGAUGACAACCAAGAUGAUGGUGGCGGCUACAGUCAUAGCGAAAGUUCAUUCCCUGACACGCGUCCCAGUCGACGGGACAAUGACGACGGAACAGGCAGCGGGAACUCGAGUCACGGCAAAGUCGAUUGGAAGUACGUCCCAGCCAACUGUACCACGUUCUGGCAUACUGUCCAAUAUGUGAGCCUAUAUGGCCUCAACGGAAACAACCAUUCCGAAAGCAACAUUACCAUAAAUGGGCAGAAGCACACAGUUUCCGCUCCAACGCUCAACAUCACCACCUCCUACUCACCUGUCGCCCUGUCCACCUUGACAACAUACCUGAACACUUUCUCUGAAUCUUCGCCACCUGCUCCUGGGGCGUUAUCUUCUGUCUCGCAACUUACCGACUUCACCUUCUGGCUGUACGACAAUCAAACCUAUCCUUUCUCCUAUGUCCUGGACAACGCGACAUGUCGGUACUCGAGAUGGCACAAUUGGGGAUUCUCAUUUCUCUUCCUAUUCAUUACUUCGUUGCUGCUCGCGCUAUGGGCAAUUGGCACCUAUGCCCUGUGGCUGUACACCUAUCUGAACAGCCCUCAAGACCGCAUCCCCGGAGAGCACACGACAGGCGGCAUCUUCAGAUCCAGCUGGACGCUCGUCGAGGCUAUGAAGAGAGACGUGGGGCCAGGGGCCGUGACACCGGACAUGGCGGAGGGCGAGAUCCGUGGAUUGGUGAGACGGCCGCCUGGACGUGUAAUCCAAGGCGUGGGAAACAUCAACAGGGGACACCGACUGAUUCUGGGGGAAUCCGAGAAGGACGCUGCAGUUUCUCCCUCUCCCAUAACUCCUAUCCAGGAAGCCCCCAUGACGCGCUGGUCUGCUUUCCGCACCUGGUUUUCCUCCUCCACUCGUCUCAAACAUCGUUCUACGGUCGGAACAUAUACACCGGCAAACAGUGUAUUUGCACACGCAGACUCAACUUCCUCCUCGACUUCUCGUCACCCGAUUCUGCACUCACCCGCUGCGCCAGGGAGGACCAUGACGAUGAGCUCGCGGAUGUCGGGUCUCGCGACUCCUCAGGCGGACUCACCUGUGUCCUUCGGCUUCUCCGCCGCCGCCGAGGCAGAUGUCCUGGAGGGCUCCGGCAUUGUAACUGGCGUUGAUCCUGUGUCUGGCGCCUCAAUCGCAACAGGUUCAAAUGGCAAAUCCCGCCCGAGACUGAGUUUAAGCAGGGUGAUCCCGUCGGCGUCACGCACAGCGUCCGUACUUUCACCAUCGUCAACGGUCGCAGGCAAGUGGAUCUACUCUCCUGAUCCGAUGUCAGCGUCUGAACAAGCUUCGACGAUGACAAUUUCUCCAAUUCGCGAGGAUCGGAAGGACAAGCCGGCUGAAGAUGAUGCGAUCAGGUGGAAGAAUGAUCUGGGUGACGGCUGA